AGAGUUCUGUCAUGUGAUUUUCUGUGGGGGCAUUUUACACUAUCGGACUGUGUACAGUCUACUUACUGUCUGGGGUUUGGCACUUGACAGGGGCUCAAGAGGUUUUUCAGAAUGUAUGCAACUGGCUCCGAGAGUUUAAUCAAACAGGCUCGGGAGAUCCAGGAGGCAGAGCUGCAGAAGUUCUACUGCAGGAUCAGUAAGCUGCUGCAGGGAAAGGACCACGGACACGAGACCAUCAACUCCCUACAGAGACUACGCCUCAUCCUGUCCGCCACCAAGUUCAGCAGAACACUGCCAGAUGAGUUGCAGAGGCGCCUGGCCUCUCUGCUGGUGUCUUCCUCUGUGGAGCAGCUGCAGGUGCUGAGCUCUGCGGUGCUCAGAGAGACACUGCCCCCCACUGGACAGGGACAGAAGUACAACGUGCUUGACAACAGCCCCCUCACCAGCCAUGCUGCUGGCCUGCUGCUCUCACAGGCAGGCUCCCAGGCAGAUCUGGCUGCGCUCUCCUCUGUCAUCCUUCGUAACCUGGAGGGACGUCCAUCUGAUGGAUCUUCACACACACUCAUGCACUCUCACACACACACUCUGCCCCUGCUAAAUGCCAUCAUCACCUAUAGUCCUGAGAGCCUUACUGAAGAUCAUGUUACCUUGCUUAGCAAGAAGAUGGUUGAUUGGCUGCGCUACGCCACUGCUCAGCAGGGGACUGUGGUGUCUUCUGGAGGGUUCUUCACGGGGCCCAGGUCUCGCCAGCCGGGACCCAUAGCAGAGCUGGAUGGUUCUGUAUCAGGGGAUUUCUUCACAGUGUUGUGUGUGAGCCAGGCCUUCUCUGAAGACCAAUGGAUGAACGUCCACUCCUUCUCAAUGCUUCGCCGCUGGCUGCUGACAUAUCACUCUGUUACCGACGGCAACAUGAGCCAAGACGCAGCUCCAGCAAACAAACUACUGCUCAGUCUCUCCCUGUCACACUCUCAUGAGGACCGCUCUGAGAUUGAGGGCUCGGUGGUUUCCAUGGUUUCUGUGACCUCGUCGUCCAGUCGACUGCUUCCUCCCAGAGAGCGCCUGAGGGAGAAGGCCUUCCUGUACUGCCAGCGCCUCAUCGAGCAGAGCGACCGCAAAGCUGUGAAGAGGGCAGACUCAGAGCUACAGAAAGCGUGCCUGGUGGAGGCGGUGUGUAUCCUGGACUGCGUGUGUGUGGAGGACUCGCCCCUGGUGUACCGGGCGUUCCCGUGUGUGAAGGCGCUGUACGGCCGGCUGAGCGCUGACCUGGCCUACGCCAGGGUUCUCCUGCCCCUGGCUCACUUCUACCUCAACCACGGCGACGCAGCGGCGGUGGACAGUGAGUGUGUGUGGAGGCUGGUGUUUGGUCGUCUCCCUGCUGAGCUGUUUAACGAGGCCCUGCUGGCCCACGAGGUGCUGAGCUUCCUCCGGCUCAACCUGCCUCUGCUGCAGCACAGGGGAGCGCUGCACCUGACCUUCUUCCCCAACCUCCUGAAGUUUCUAGCAUGGGAUAGUCCUGCAGUAAUAGAUGAUUUUGUGGAUCUGCUGCCCUCCCUGGUGACAGCAGGUACUGCAGUGGAGCUGCUGCACUCUCUGCUGGACCUGCCUUGUCUCAGCGCUGCUCUCUUCCUGCAGUACAGGUCGGCGUGUUUCCCUAUAUCCGAGCCAGGUGGGCGUGGCCUGUCGUCGCUGGAGGCGUUCCGUAGCCCCGCCCACCGUGGCCUGUUCCUCUUUCUGCUUCGAGGGGAGGCCGGGUCAGGUGACACCAUAGACAGACUGAGCGUGCUUCACGAAAUAUUGGCCGAGGCAGCUGAUUGGCCGAGAGUCGUCCAAUGUGCUCAAACCGUUCCUGUGCUGCUUCACGUCUAUUUCAAUGCGGUUGUCACGGUGGCUGAUGGGAAGCUGCUGGCUCAGAUCAUCCUGGUGCUGCUGGAGAGAAGCAGCCUGCUGCUGAACAUCCACAAGUACACCCCAGAGAUACACAGAGUGUUUAGCUGCCACCUAUUGAGGAUGUGUAAGCUCCGCCCCUCCCUGGUCGUGGACCAAUGGCAUGAGCUCCUGGAGUUUGCUGGAACCACAGGAAACGUCUACAGCAAAGAUGAUUUGUACACACAUGUGGUCUGGGUGCUUGGAGAGUAUCUGUCUGUGUCAUGUGACCCUCGUUGCACCGUGGAGCGCAUCACUUCCUGUUUUGAGUCACUGGAAGCGGUACUGUUUGAAAUCACCUCCUCUGCCCCGCCCCCUGGACAGUCUGGCCCCGCCCCCAGGGUGAUCACCUCACUAAUGAGCGCCCUGGCUAAGCUAGCAUCACGGUCACAUGACCUUAUACCCAGGGUGUCCCUCUUCCUCUCCAAGAUGCGCACCCUGUCCAGGGGAGGCUCAGUGCCAUGGUGCUCCAACGAGGAGGAUGUGGUCGCCAUAGUAACCCGAGGGGAGGAGCUGUUGUCGUUACUGAAGCUUCCCAGCGUAGCUCAGAGUGUUCUGACUCCGCCCCCCCGUGCCACCACCCCCCAGUGGCACAGAGACACCAACUCUGCACUGCCGUUACGACUCCGAGCCCUAACAAGACACACACACACACUGACUCACACACACACACACUGACUCACACACACACACACACACACUCACACACACACACACUGACUCACACACACACACACUGACUCACACACACACACACACACACUGACUCACACACACACACACUGACUCACACACACACACACACACACACUCACAUUAGCCACCUGUUAAUCAACCCUGUACUGGAUGAAUAGCAGCAGCAUCUUCAGUGAUUUAUAUAAUUUCUUUAAAAGAUAAUUUCUUUUUUUUAAUUAAAUAAAGAAAAUACUUAACCCA
This is a messenger RNA of Osmerus eperlanus (European smelt), 2859 nucleotides long. It is a transcript of the gene ap5z1, whose product is annotated as adaptor related protein complex 5 subunit zeta 1. Bases 112 to 2601 code for a protein of 829 amino acids. Gene Ontology annotation, cellular component: AP-5 adaptor complex. The record is from RefSeq and is a predicted model, not a curated record. NCBI's taxonomy places the organism in Eukaryota, Metazoa, Chordata, Actinopteri, Osmeriformes, Osmeridae. The transcript has 19 exons.